This is a messenger RNA of Megalopta genalis, 2462 nucleotides long. It is a transcript of the gene Caf1-105, whose product is annotated as chromatin assembly factor 1, p105 subunit. Gene Ontology annotation, cellular component: CAF-1 complex; nucleus. NCBI's taxonomy places the organism in Eukaryota, Metazoa, Arthropoda, Insecta, Hymenoptera, Halictidae. Gene Ontology annotation, molecular function: protein binding. Gene Ontology annotation, biological process: nucleosome assembly; DNA replication-dependent chromatin assembly. The record is from RefSeq and is a predicted model, not a curated record.
UAAAUACUUAUGUAACGUAGUUUCAUUAUUCGUUAUCAUAUCUUAUCUUUGUUAUUGUAUUUUGAUUUAUGUGAACAAAUUAAAUUAACCGCUCGUCAUUAAUUUCUCUAAGAAUAUUAACAAAACUACAAAUUAGAUUCAAUCUGAACUCGAAUUUAAUUAGGACACAGAUCCGAAUAGUCGACUACGAUUGGAUUUGAAAAAUUGACGCAUUUUGGCGGGAAUCGUAUGACAGCUUGAAGGUUAGACGCUAUCGGUCUCCGUUCGAUACAAUUAUUGUUACUGUCCUCCUAUUUGAUUGUCAGUUAUACUCUUCUUUGAGUGACAUUAUGUGGUGUACAACUCCCGAAAUUUCGUGGCACAAUCGUGAUCCAGUUCUGAGUAUCGACGUACAGGCUGGUAUUUACGAAACAUCGAAAGGUGAAAAAUUCUGGCGUGUUGCUACCGGCGGUGCAGAUUCACACGUUUUGAUAUGGUAUUUGACGACAAAUGAAACCGGCGGGGCAGUUGUGAAAUGCGUAACAGAUUUAGAACGACAUCAAAAAGCAGUGAAUGUCGUCAGAUUUUCACCUUCGAAAGAGAUUUUAGCCUCUGGAGACGAUGAGUCAACCAUUGUUUUGUGGAAACGAAAGGAAGACUGUGAGUUUCACAUUGUUUCCGAGGAGAAUAUGGAGCAGUGGAUUUCUUGGAAGGUAUUAAGAGGACAUUUAGAAGAUGUUUAUGACAUCAGUUGGUCCCCAGACUCUAACAUGUUGGUCUCGGGUUCUGUAGAUAAUACAGCUAUCUUAUGGGACAUUCAUAAAGGACGUUCCACAGCUAUAUUAUCGGAACACAAAGGCUUUGUGCAAGGGGUGUCGUGGGAUCCUUGCAAUCAAUAUAUAUGCACGAUAAGCACAGACAGGAUGUGUCGUCUAUUCGAUAUAAGUACGAAGAAAACAGUGCAGAGGGUUUACAAAGCCAAGAUUCCAACACCCCCGGAUCAUCCAUUGAAAGAUAAGACAGUAAGAUUGUUUUACGAUGAUACAUUUAAGUCUUUCUUUAGAAGAUUGACAUUCUCUUUGGAUGGACAGUUAAUUAUUGUACCAUCCGGUAUAAUAGAUCCGUUAGAAACUACAGAAAGAAUAUCCAAUGCAACCAUAGUCUUUUCAAGGCAUAAUCUAAAAAAGCCUCUCAUGCUUCUACCCUCUUUAGAUGAAAGUACCAUAGCUGUAAGGUGUUGCCCUACAUAUUUUCAAUUACGAAAGGAUGGUCCAAUUCCCAUGAUAACGCUGCCCUAUAGAAUAGUGUUCGCCGUUGCUACACAGCAUUCUGUGUUGAUAUACGAUACUCAACAGAUAUCGCCGAUCGCUGUGAUAUCGAAUAUACAUUACACCAGAUUAACCGACGUUUCUUGGUCGAGCGAUGGUAAAAUACUGGUAGCGUCGUCAACGGAUGGCUACUGCUCUAUUAUACACUUCCAAAACGGAGAACUCGGCGUGGAGUAUAAAGAUGAGAACAAAAUCCCGGUGAAAUGCGUUGAAAGUAGUAAUGCGAAAAAGUCUUUCGGUUCAAAUAAUACUGAGAACGUUUCUAAAUGCUUGUCUUCCAUCGACGUAGAUAGCAACGCGAUGGACAUUGAUAUCUCGGCUUGCGAGAAAUUCCACGAUUCUACCAAGAGUUCAGGAAGCCAGGAGUUAGAGAAGAGUUCAGAGAACAAGAAGUUAGAUAAAAAUAAGAAAUCAGAUAAUGUUACGGAACAAAAAGUGGACAGUAAAAUCGAGACCGAAGAAACCGAGGAUAUUGAAUUAGUUUACAGUGAAGACAGUACUAGCAGAAGUGUUAGCACAAAAGUUAACGUGAAAAUUACACCGAAAAAAUCAAAUGCUCCGCAAACCGUGCUUGUUAAAAUCCCACGGAGAGUGCAGUUGAUUACUCUGUCAAGCCCGAAAGGGAAUAAAAAAUAGAGAUAUGCCGAAUUAAUGCAGUGAACGCAAGCCGUGCAUACAAUGCGGAUGUUAUUUUUAUACUAUCGUCUUUGUUAUAUUAUAUAAUAAAUUGUAGGUCGAUGUCCGGAGGUUCGACUUUUAUUUUAAGGGUUUAAAACAAUUUGAAAAGUACAUUUUCAUGAACAACAGCACGGUCAGUCUUUUAUCGCUCCGUUGAAUUGUUUUAUGUUAGUGGGCGGGCCGUGUUUGUCUGCCUUUAGAAGCGUAAUCUCCGUGUACAUACAUUCAUGCGACAUCUAUAUAUACAUGAACACUAAUUCGCACGAAUGCUAUAGCUUCGGGUUUGUCACCUGCGAAGGCUUGUGCUGGUAUUAUAUACUUGCGAGUAUUAACAUGGCGUAUCGCAGUGAUCUGACUGUCCGCUGAUGCAGACAGUGGUCGCAUCGCGGUACGUUCUGACACGUUUUCUAUCCUCACAUCAGCAACGAUGGUGAGUGGUUCACUAAUAAAUAAUACACUCCACAUUUUUUACUACGA